AUGAGGAUAGUUGACACUGGCAAGGACCAGCUUCCCAGAAUCAAACACACAGGAGACGGCUUCUCUAGGACUCUUCAUGACAAGCUAGUGCCAGUUCUUGUGGUCAAGGGUCGACAUGGGUUAGGAACAGAGAGACUCCGUGUCCAUCAGGCCCUGUGUGUGGGGACUGUGGUAAAGGAGACAGACCUCCAGGUGCCUGUCCUGCAGGUCCUCACACCAGGGGGAGAUGCACAGAUGACAGUUGGGGAUGAUUGGCACCAAGGCACGCAGUCCUCGUGGGCUGGCUCUGUGCCCCCUCCCACCUCUCCUCCUCUCCCGGCCCCACCAAGACUUCUCUGGUGGGUCUCACAGGCUGCGCCCCCUCCAUCCUCUAGCUGUGGGUGGGGCCCGUGCCUGGACGACCCUCCCGCCAAGGACAUCAUCGACUUCCCCUCGGUGCUGCCUGGCAUCCUCUAUGAUGUGAGCCACCAGUGCCGCCUCCAGUACGGGGCCUACUCUGCCUUCUGCGAGGACAUGGAUAAUGUCUGCCACACACUCUGGUGCUCUGUGGGGACCACCUGUCACUCCAAACUGGAUGCAGCCGUGGACGGCACCCGGUGUGGGGAGAAUAAGUGGUGUCUCAAUGAGGAGUGCAUGUCUGUGGGCUUCCGGCCCGAGGCCGUGGAUGGUGGCUGGUCCGGCUGGAGCGCCUGGUCCAUCUGCUCACGGAGCUGUGGUGUGGGCGUACAGAGCGCCGAGCGGCAGUGCACGCAGCCUACGCCCAAAUACAAAGGCAGAUACUGUGUGGGUGAGCGGAAGCGCUUCCGCCUCUGCAACCUGCAGGCCUGCCCCGCUGGCCGCCCCUCCUUCCACCACAUCCAGUGCAGCCACUUUGACGCUACGCUUUACGAGGGCCAGCUGCACACAUGGGUGCCCGUGGUCAAUGACGUGAACCCCUGUGAGCUGCACUGCCGGCCCUCGAAUGAGUACUUUGCCGAGAAGCUGCGGGACGCCGUGGUCGAUGGCACCCCCUGCUACCAGGUCCGGGCCAGCAGGGACCUCUGCAUCAACGGCAUCUGCAAGAAUGUGGGCUGUGACUUUGAGAUUGACUCCGGUGCUAUGGAGGAUCGCUGUGGUGUGUGCCACAGCAACGGCUCCACCUGCCACACCGUGAGCGGGACCUUCGAGGAGGCCGAGGGCCUGGGGUAUGUGGAUGUGGGGCUGAUCCCAGCCGGCGCACGCGAGAUCUGCAUCCAGGAGGUGGCCGAGGCUGCCAACUUCCUGGCACUGCAGAGCGAGGACCCGAAGAAGUACUUCCUCAAUGGUGGCUGGACCAUCCAGUGGAACGGGGACUACCAGGUGGCAGGGACCACCUUCACAUACGCACGCAGGGGCAACUGGGAGAACCUCACGUCCCUGGGUCCCACCAAUGAGCCUGUCUGGAUCCAGGUGCCUGCCUCCCGAGGCCCAGGGUGGGGGAGCGGAGGCGCAGUCCCCAGGCUCAGCACCCCUCAUGGCAGGUCUCGUCCUGGAGGAGUGAGCCCUGGGUCAGUCACAGAGCCUGGCUCUGAGCCAGGCCCUCCUGCUGUGGCCUCUACCUUGGUUUCCCUAUCUUUAAAAUGGCCCAAUGGUGUAGCUGCAGUUCACAGAGGUGGCUGGGUGGCUCCUUUAGGACUGGGUGGAUGGAGAAGACACCUCGUGCUCACGGGCUGCUGCCUGCCCACCCAGCUGCUGUUCCAGGAGAGCAACCCCGGGGUGCGCUACGAGUACACCAUCCACAGGGAGGCAGGCGGCCAUGGCGAGGUCCCGUCACCGGAGUUCUCCUGGCACUAUGGGCCCUGGACCAAGUGCACAGUCACCUGCAGCAGAGGUGAGAAGUGGGGCAGGCACAGCCCCAGCAGGGGCUUCGUCUGUGGACAGGGACGCUGGCUUCAGCUUCCAGCUCACUGCUGGGCCACCACGGGUUUGGAAUUUGGCUUCUCUGAGCCUCAGUUCCCCAUCUGUGAGAUGAGGCUGGCAACCGCCCCAUGUCCCAGGCGCACUGGGAGGGUAAAUGGAUGAGGCAGGUGGGUGCUGGCUCGCGGCGCGUGCUCAGUGUGCUCCAGCUCCUGGCGUUGUCCCUCCAGCGGACACAGCUCCCUCUCGAUUGUGUCCUUGCUCAGCUCCGGCAGGUCUUGUGCCUGCAUUUCUGCUGCGUCCUGGAGACCAGUCCAGUGGCCCCUCACCACCCUGACUUAUUUCCCCGAACUAUUUAUGAAAAGUAGGACAAUUUCUUUAACUCCGACUCUUCCUCCCCGUAUUUCCCUCAGUCUCCCCCAAUGCUCCUCAGUCCCCGCUCUCUUUAUCUCCUCCCCACUGCUCCUCGGUCUCCCCUCCGCCCCUCCAUGUCCUCCCCACUGCUCCUCAGUCUCCCCUCUGCCCCUCCAUCUCCUUCCAUACUUCUCAGUCUCCCCCCAUGCCCCUCGGUCUCCCUCCUGUCCUCCAGUCCCACCCAUGCCCCUCGGUCUUCCUCUCCCCGCUCGGUCUCCCCCGCCGUUCCUUGGUCUCCCCACACCUCAGUCUCCCCCUUUGUCCCUUAGUCCUCCCUUUUCCCCUCAGUCUUCCCAUCGUUGACACUCAGUGUCCUCAGGGUCUCAGAAUCGGGAAUCUGAGAUACAGACAUUUGAGCAUUCCUUAAAAUGCUA
This is a messenger RNA of Macaca mulatta (Rhesus monkey), 2663 nucleotides long. The record is from RefSeq and is a predicted model, not a curated record. Lineage: Eukaryota; Metazoa; Chordata; Mammalia; Primates; Cercopithecidae.